CUACCACCCGGUUGUGAUCACAGUGCAACUCCCAUCGCUCUGAGAACUCACCUCCAUCGCGGUUCGAGUGGCACGCAUCCCUCAAACCUCCUUCUGUCUGACUGACUGAGUUGAAUGAAGAUACUUUAAGGGAGCUUGUGUCAGCGGAGAUGUUGGCAGGUGCGUUAGUUCUGGGCAUCAUCCUUACAGCUUUACCAGCAGGUAUCCAGAGCAGGUGGAGUGUGUCUUUUUCCAGGAAGGAGAUCUGUGUGUGGGCAGGAACAACUGUCACUCUGCCCUGCCGUUAUGACUACCCAUCAGGUCACACGGUGAAGCGGGUCAUGUGGUUCCGUGUGUCUGCAGAGGGUCGCAGGGAGUUCACUCACCACACUGACCCCAACGAGAUCAGCCUGUCAUACCGCGGACGCACUCGCUACAUCGGGGGCAGCUACUCCAGCUGUUCAGUCCAGAUUCGUCUUGUUAAGCUGAGCGAUGCAGGCCACUACCACUUCAGGUUUGAGACGGACCAACCGCUGGGGAGAUGGACCUCCCCUGACACCAUCUCUCUCGAUGUAACAGACCUCCACGUCCAGGUGCAUCCAGCUAGGCCCGCCAACAUGUUUGGCUUGGGAGAGACUGUGUUUGUAGGCUGCCAGGCCAGAGGAUGUGCUGCUCCUGGAAGGAGCCUUGCACUGUACAGAAACGGACUAAACCUCGGCUCCUAUGAGAAAUGGAUGAUCAUCAACCGCUUUGACCAGCAGCACGCCGGCGCGUACACCUGUCGACCAAUCCCACCACAGAACGUACAGUCGCCAUCCCUCUCGCUGGCUCUGGGACACGGUCCACGCUCUACCUCCAUAGCAGCCUUUCCAGUGGGGGAGGUGUCAGAGGGGGGGUCAGUCACCCUCACCUGCAGUAGCGACGCAGCUCCACCUGUAGAAAGCUUCGCAUGGUUCAAAGACAUGGAGAGUGGCAGCAUCCCAGACAGUUUUAGGCCUCAGCUCCGCCUGUCCCACCUCAAAUACACAGACAGAGGAGAGUACUUCUGUGUAGCACGCAACUCACUGGGAACAGACCGCUCCAAACCACUGCUACUCAAUGUCACCUACUCUCCAAAAAACACGCGUGUGCUGGUGAGUCCUCCAGCUGACAUCAGAGAAGGCUCAUAUGUUAACCUCAGCUGUGUCAGCCACGCCCACCCUCCUGCCAGCAGGUAUGCUUGGUAUCGUAUCCUAGGUGACCAGGUGUUGGCUAAAGGAAGCUUCCAGAACCUGACCUUCCCCUCAGUGCGUGCUCACCUUGCUGGUCAGUACUACUGUACAGCCUGGAACCGCUUCGGAUACCAGACCUCCCCUGUUGCUACCCUCACUAUACUUUACCCUCCUAAGAACACCUCAGUUCUAGCUCGUCCCUCCAGUGUGGUGGAUGCUGGCCGACCUUUGACCCUGACCUGCAGCAGUCAGGCCAACCCUGCAGUGGACAACUUCACAUGGCACCGCUUAGCUCUGGACGGGGGCUCUGUACAAUCGUGGGGCACCAAGUCUGGUCCUGUCUUCACCUUCUCAGAGGUCGGCCCUAGAGAGAGCGGCCAGUACUACUGCGAGGCCAGGAAUCGAAUCGGAGCGCACAGCUCUCCUGUCCUCACUGUGAGAGUCAGAGGCCGUCUUAAGGUCAUUGCCUUGGCGUCAGCAGUAGGGGUGUCUGCUGGACUCAUCACUCUCACAGUGGCCAUUAUGAUCAGUAAGAACAUGCACAGAGUCGACAUGGAUUCAGGAGAAGUAGCAAACAAGCGUCCCUCAGUGACAGCUGACACCAUGUUCUAUGAGUCAGCCCAACAGACCUUUCCAGUGAGAAAGGGCAAGAUGUCCGACAUACCGGAGGAGCCAGACGACUUGAGUGACAGCAGCCACCCGGCCAUCGUUCCCCUGAAGGAUGCUCCACCAAUCACAGAAGUUGAAACUCACAGCCCCGCCCCUAACUACAUCACUGUCCACUAUUCCAAGUUGUCCAGUGUGGACCAGGUGCAGGUCCACAAUCUGCCGCUGGGUGGGGAUAAAAAGCCCAAGGAUUCCUCCAAAGUUGUUUACACUUUACUGCACCAGCCUCUCCACUGACCGGGAGAGGGAAAAAAAAGGCAAGUCAGCUGAACAACACAUCAGCCUUCCUCAUGUGAACCAAUCAUUUUACAUUCACAUUGUAGGACAGGAAGCGAUUCCUAGUGACGCUGGCGAUGCCGUUGGCUGUUCUGGGUCAGACAUGUCGUCAUGGAUUCUCUACGGUUCACCAGACCACGAGGACAACAUGUGGUCCUGGUGCUGACUGGGAGGCCAGCUCCUAAACUGUGUUGCAUGUCUUUCCCUUUUUUUUAUCUAUGCAUCUUACCACUGUAUGCUGCCUGAUGAAGCACAAAUGCUUCAAAACAAUUACAAAAAAAGAGAAACAUUCACCUUGUUGGCCAUUUUGCUUGUAGUCAUAUCCACACUACAGGCUAUAUCCAUUGUUGCUCUUUAGUUAGUCUCGCUUUUCCAGAGCCUCCUCCAAAGCGCGCUGAAGGAGGGUCUGGCUACGCCACAUAGCAUUCAGGGAUGGGAGGAAAACGUGCUCUGGUUUAAUGGCAUUUCUUUAAAACAAUCAGAAUCGUCACGGGCGGUGUUAAACUCUGCACAGAGUGGCUGCAAAAUAGUCGUGCGAGAGAAAACUCAGAUUGGACAGAUAGUCUAGCUAGCUGUCUCAAUUAACCCUGCAGGGAUAUGAGGAGCAGUCAACAAUAGUCCUCAUAAAUCCACCGGAUUUAAAAUUCCAACACAAAGAAGGCGGAAGGAAACGGAAAAUACAUGCAUCCGGCCAAAUUUCCUUCAGCACCGGAGCAAUCCCGGAAGUGGAACGCGAAGCAUAUAGAUUACUCUUUAGUUGAUAGCUGACACAAGUACAUGUCGAUGACACAAGUACAUGUCGAUGACGCAAGUACAUGUUGAUGACACAGCGUGGUUGCUACGGCAUCUUUUGCAUCCUUUGGCCACUGAAAAGGGAUAACCAUUUGUAUUCAAACAUAAUUGUCUCCAAUAAAAAUGACGCUCAAAGACAUAUUAGUGUAAGAAACCUGUAGAAAAUGAUUUGACAUCUAUAAACACAUGAAUGACACAUGAUUUUCCACACUGUAUACAACGAUGUUCUAAAUUGUUAACAGGCUUAUUUGGAUUGCUGAUGCUGCAACAUUUAUUCAGUUGAAAUAGCUUGCUUCCAUCAAAGGUAUAAUAUGUAGGAUUUGUAGGUAAGAUGUAUAGACUAAUACAAAAGUAAUCCUUCUCAAUGAUUACUUAUGAUCUACUAGAAGUGUGUGGCGCUGUCUUUAUCUGCAGAAACCCUGCCCUCUGCCUGAAUUUUCUCUUCUUUUUUUUUCUUUGUGCGGGACGUUUAUGGGCAUCACCAACAGAGUCUUUUGGCCCCACGUGGCCUUGUAACCCCCCAGCCGUUAACAGCAUGCAGGUUGUGCCACUUGCUCUUAUUCCCAGGUACCGCCGCUUUGUCACAGCCCUUGACGCCUCAUACUGCCUCAAGUUCAACCGACACACACACGCAGGAUGAAGCUUUGCAUUCACACAAAAUCUGGCAAUGCGGCACCUUCCCGUUGAGGUGAUGGUGUGUUUAUUUGUGCUUUAGAAUGUAACCGCUGUAAACAAUCAGAAAACGUUUUAUUCCUCUGAUUCUGGGCUUUGUUCGGGAGAAGUGGGCCAACAUUGAACGCUGUGUGUUUUCAAACAGUAAACGAUUCCUCCUACGUAUUAUACCUUUAAAUCAGUCUCUCCAUGCUUAUGUAGAGUAAGCAAAGCCAGCAAUAAUGCAAAACUACAUGCUGUAGUUUGUUACUCUAAAGAAAAAUAAUACUAACAAUCGUGUAGCUUGAAUGUAUGUUGCCAUUUUUGCUGCUCACAAACUAACAGCAUUGAUGAAUAAGAAAAUGGUUGACAGUAAGAAAAGUGUAGUAGCAGUAAUAUUAGAGCGAUACAACGCAUUUGUUUGGAUGAAUUUCAUGAAAAUCCGAUUUUUCUCUCACAGAAGACGUAAAGAGGGUUUUGACCUUGUGAAAAGCAUCAUACAGUCAUUCAAAUCAACCAAACGAACGCCCUGUUAACUCAACGGCUUCUUUCUUUUCAGUAAAAGUGGCUAACAGUAAAUGCUUUGUUUUGGUAUGCUGAAGAUGUAAAAUAAGACAUGGAAUCUUGACCGUCCGUUAUGUUUGGCUCUUUAGCAAGCAUUGCUAACAAAAGACAAAUAUGGUGGCAAUAAAGACAUGUUAUUAAAGACAUCAGCAUGCACUUCUUUUUUUAAUCUGUGAUAAAUCCACAGCACACCAUUUAAAAUGUUCUCUUUCUCCUGCUUCCUCUUUUUAUGUCUUUCAAAUGUACUACUGAUAGUGAAUAUAGUGAUGUUAUUUGACCAGUUUAUAAUGAGAAUAAAUCUAUUUCAAAGAAGCUA
Molecule: messenger RNA, 4455 nt
Organism: Perca fluviatilis (European perch)
Lineage: Eukaryota; Metazoa; Chordata; Actinopteri; Perciformes; Percidae
Product: sialoadhesin
Exons: 19
Coding region: 150-2093 (647 amino acids)
Source: RefSeq, a predicted model, not a curated record